This is a messenger RNA of Adineta steineri, 1887 nucleotides long. The record is from the annotation of a GenBank genome assembly. NCBI's taxonomy places the organism in Eukaryota, Metazoa, Rotifera, Eurotatoria, Adinetida, Adinetidae.
AUGUCAAAAACUAUACGAGUUCAAUCACCGGAAGGUACAAAAAGAAUUGACAUUACUUCUCAAGAUACAUAUAAAACAUUACAUGAAAAAGUUGUUCAUGCAUUUUCAUUAUCGGAUAAUUUUAUUCUAUAUAAAGAACCGAAUAAAAAAUCACCUUUAGAUCGAUCACAAACAAAAUUAGAUCUUCGACAUGGUGAUAUGAUUUAUCUUACUGUUGAACAAGAAAAGAAUUCUCCAUUAAUGAUUAAGUCUGAUAGAACAACAAAUAAUUCAAAUUUACAAUACAAUUUUAUUUCGAAAUUAAUCGAUACAAAAGAAGAUGAUGUUGAUAUACAAUUAGAUAAAAUUCAUGGAAGAAUUACUCGUGAAAAAGAUCCACAAUUAUGUCAUCAUAAUAAACAUGGAAAAUGUUUACAUUGUAUACCAAUUGAACCAUAUGAUGAAGAUUAUUUAAAAAAUCAUAAUCCACCAAUAAAACAUAUGUCAUUUCAAGCAUAUAUUAGAAAACUACAAAAUACAACAACUGGUGAUAGAACUACAUUUUCAAGUUUGGAAAAUAUUAAUUGUUCUAUUAAAGACACCUGUUCUGCAGGUCAUGCUCCAUGGCCAAAAGGAGUUUGUACUAAAUGUCAACCGAAUCCAGUGACUCUAAUGCGUCAGACAUUUCGUCAUGUAGAUAACAUAAUGUUUGAAAAUGGAAAUAUAGUAAAUCGAUUUUUAAAUUAUUGGCGUUCAUCAGAUCAUCAACGUAUUGGUUUUCUUUAUGGUCGAUAUGAAGUUUAUGAUGGUGUUCCACUUGGUGUUCGAGCUGUUGUUACUGCUAUAUACGAACCACCACAGGAUACUUCAAAAGAUGAUGUUCAAUUAAUUUUUCCUGAUCCUCAUGAAACAAUUGUCGAUGAAUUAGCACAUCGUUUAGGUAUACGUCGUAUUGGAUGGAUAUUUACCGAUCUGAUAUCGAAUAAUACAAGAGCUGGUACUGGUUCUGUACUUCAUCAUCGAGGAAAUAUGAAUAUAGUUUUUUUAACUGCCCAAGAAUGUAUUAUGAGUGGUUGGUUUCAAAAUAAACAUUUGAAUGCAUAUAAAUAUUCUCCGGAUGGUUAUUUUGGUUCGAAAUUUGUUACUGUUGUUGUUACUGGUGAUGAAUCCGGACAAAUAAAUUUCGAAGGAUAUCAAGUCUCAAAUCAAUGCAUGGCUUUAGUUAAAUCAGAAGUUUUAUUACCUACAUAUGAUGCGCCCGAACUUGGUUAUAUUAAAGAAACAAGUCCGGAGCAAUAUGUUCCAGAUGUUUAUUAUAAAGGCAAAGAUUCUUAUAAUAAUGAAAUUAUGAAAACAGCUCGACCAUUUCCAUUAGAAUAUUUAAUAAUUGAUAUUCCAACAGGUUUUCCAAAUGCUAAUUCUCAAAUACAAUCAACAUUUAAUGAUAAUUGUUCAGUUAUAAAAACACCAUUUUGUAUUGAAAAUCGAGCAAAACUAGGUGAACUACAGGAUAUGGAUACAUUUACAUUAUAUUUACAACAAUUCUUAGAGCCUGAUGUAACAAAAUCAAAUUUAUAUAAAAUUACAGAUAUUCUAGCAGAUAUUCAUUUAUUGAUAUAUCUUGUCGUAAAUGAUAUCUUUCAAUUUUCAAUGGAUCAACUGAAUCCAUUAUUGGAUUCAUUACGUACUAAGGAUCUGAAUGGGGUUGAAAAAUGGAUGACCAAUGAUCAUUGGCAAACAUUUCUUCAACUUCUUCAAAUAGAAUUUCGUAAUCCACAAAUAUCAAUAAAUCCUUUAUCUCCGAUCAAUAUUCAAGAACAAUUAUCUGAAUGGUCUUGUCCGCAAUGUACUUAUCUCAAUAUUAUUACACAUCAACAAUGUGAUAUGUGUUCAUUUGAAAAAAAAUAA